UCCAUCAUGAGAGAGAGCUCUAUCUCUCUCAUGAAUUGAGAGACUUCUUGCCUUCUUCUUCUUCACUACAUCAAUGUUCUUGUCUUCUAUAUCCAUCUAGUUCUAUGCGAUUAUUUAAGAUUUGCCCACGCAAACAGACAAUUGUGAGUUUGGGGCAUAUGUUAGAAGAUUUGUGGUAGAGUACUGACACGACACGUGGAGAAGGCACGAGACACAUCAAUCAUUUGGAGGAUUUCGAGGGUUUUGAUAUUUUGCCGAUUAAGAGAUGGAAAGCCCAAAGAGAUGUAAUCAUGAGGACCUACUACGAGAGUUGCCCGAUGUGUUAAUAUUUGACAUAUUUUGGAGGUUGCCAAUGACGGAUGUGGUUAGGACAUCUGUUCUAUCCAAACGCUGGAGGGACUUUUGGACCACUGCCCCCUUUCUCAAUUUCGAUAAUCGUGAUAUGUUGUUUGGUGAAGAUAGUAAGCUUCGGAAUUUUAUUAAUCGGGCUUUAUUAUGCUGGAAUGGGAAUAAGGUUUUGAAAUUCAGGUUUGAUUCGUGUCAUAAGCUUGCGAUGUUGAUUUGUGGGUGAAUUUUGCCCAGAGAAAUGGAGUAGAAGAAUUACAUUUACAUAUGCGGGGCAAUUCUACAACAGCCUUAGCUGGUUUUAAUAGUAGUGAAGUUUACCAUGUCCGAUCAUGCCUCUACUCAUGCUCAUCCCUAAAAGUGUUAACACUCCGAUCUUGUAACUUGGAGUUUUGUGGAAAUGCGCAGUGGAAUCAACUCGAGUGUUUAAAGAUUAUUACUACAGAUGUGAUUAACCAAAUGUUGUCUGGUACUCCUCAGUUGAAAGUCUUUUACUUGAGUUAUGUUGACAAAGGUGGAAACUUGAGUAUCCAAUCUACUAGUUUGAAAGAGCUGUAUAUUCAAAAGUUCAUUUUGGCCCGUGAAGAUUUUCUUGUGGUUUCAGAGCUGAGAAUCUGUACCCCGAAUCUUGAAACAUUAGAAAUUAAAGGAGUUCCAUAUAAGAAGUAUUCACUGACGGAUGUCUCAUCUUUGACACGUGCAGUUUUUGGUUUGCUGUUGUUUUGCCAUAUUAUGCUGACCAGGUUUUCGAACCCAUUGAGUCAAAUUCUUCCAAGCGUUCAACAUGCAGAAAACGUCACGUUAUCAGACUGUUGCACCAAGGUGGUUGAUGCUAUGAAAAUGAAAUGUACGCGCUCAGCUUUUCCGAAUGUCAAAUCCCUAGAACUUAAAUGUUGUUACAAACAAGUAGUAGUGACUCUUGAGAUCUUCCCUCAGUUGGAGAGAUUAGUCAUUGAAAACACCUCAAAGAUGACACCGAGUCGCUCAAGUUUGAGGCAAUUCUCCCUCAUGAGCAGUCCUUCUUCUUCGGUUGAGGACAAUUGAGGUUACUUGGUCUGAGGGAUACAGCAUAUUCCCACUGAUUGAGAUUCUGUUAAAAUACGCAAGCAAGCUAGAAAAGUUUGUUUUCCAAAUAAAAGAAAUCAAGUCACCUGCGCCAUCAGAUUCUUUGUUAUCGGUGUCACAGAAACUGCUCAGGAUGCGAAGAUCUUCGUCUAACUGCACGGUUGAUCUCACCAUUCUGUCAUGAGAACCAACUGGUGUCCCUUUCUUGUGUUCGAUGUAUCAACUUUGGUCUCAUUUUGGGGAUUGCAUGUAUAUGCUUUAUUCAACCCAAUAGAGCAAUGUCUCACUUUAGGUGUAAGGUGUUCUUUUAAUAUGCUAACUUCCUUGCAUUAUGAA
Salvia splendens (bonfire salvia) is the source of this 1746-nucleotide messenger RNA. RefSeq lists its product as uncharacterized. The record is from RefSeq and is a predicted model, not a curated record. The transcript is spliced from 3 exons. The coding region runs from base 613 to 1389 and encodes 258 amino acids. NCBI's taxonomy places the organism in Eukaryota, Viridiplantae, Streptophyta, Magnoliopsida, Lamiales, Lamiaceae.